AUGUCAUCACAAGACGCUUCGACUGUACAGACUUCAUACCAUGACUGUACCUACGUCACACCGCCAUACCAUGACAGUACCCACGUCACACCGCCAUACCAUGACCUUACCCACGUCACACCUUCAUACCAUGACCUUACCCACGUCACACCGCCAUACCAUGACAGUACCCACGUCACAACGUCAUACCAUGACUGUACCUACGUCACACCGUCAUACAAUGACUAUACUCACGUCACACCUUCAUACCAUGACCUUACCCACGUCACACCGCCAUACCAUGACAGUACCCACGUCACCCCGCCAUACCAUGACAGUACCCACGUCACAACGCCAUACCAUGACCUUACCCACGUCACACCUUCAUACCAUGACCUUCCCCACGUCACACCGCCAUACCAUGACAGUACCCCCGUCACACCGCCAUACCAUGACAGUACCCACGUCACAACGUCAUACCAUGACUGUACCUACGUCACACUGUCAUACCAUGACUUAACUCACGUCAUACCGUCAUACCAUGACUGUACCAACGUCACACCGUCAUACAAUGACUAUACUCACGUCACAACGUCAUACCAUGACUGUACCUACGUCACACUGUCAUACCAUGACUUAACUCACGUCAUACCGUCAUACCAUGACUGUACCAACGUCACGCCGUCAUACCAUGACUGUACCCACGUCACAUCGUCAAACCAUGACUGUACCCACGUCACAACGUCAUACCAUGACUGUUCUCACGUCACACCGUCAUACCAUGACUUAACUCACGUCAUACCGUCAUACCAUGACUGUACCAACGUCACAACGUUAUACCAUGACCUUACCCACGUCACACCGCCAUACCAUGACUAUACUCACGUCACAACGUCAUACCAUGACUGUACCUACGUCACACCGUCAUACAAUGACUAUACUCACGUCACAUCGUCAAAGCAUGACUGUACCCACGUCACACAGCCAUGCCAUGACUGUUCCGACGUCACAGCAUCAUACCAGGACUGUUCUCACGUCACACCGCCAUACCAUGACCUUACCCACAUCACACCGUCAUACCAUGACUAUACUCACGUCACAACGUCAUACCAUGAUUGUACUCACAUCACACCGCCAUUUCAUGACCUUACCCACGUCACACCGCCAUACCAUGACUGUACUCACGUCAUACCGUCAUACCAUGACUGUACUCACGUCACACCGCCAUACCAUGACAGUACCCACGUCACCCCGCCAUACCAUGACUGUACCCACGUCACACCGUCAUCCCAUGACUGUACCCACGUCACACCGUCAUCCCAUGACUGUACCCACGUCACAACGUCAUCCCAUGACUGUACCCGCGUCACACCGCCAUACCAUGACUGUAUUCACGUCACAUCGUCAUACCAAGACUGUUCCGACGUUACACCGUCAUACUAUGACUGUACCCACGUCACACCGCCAUACCAUGGCUUUACCCACGUCACACCGUCAUACCAUGACUGUACCCGCGUCAUACCGUCAUACCAUGACUGUACUCACGUCAGUCUGUCUUACCAUGACUGUUCCGACGUCAUACCGUCAUAUCAUGACUGUGUACCCACGUCACACCGCCACACCAUGACAGUACCCACGUCAUACCGUCAUCCCAUGACUGUACUCACGUCACUCUGUCUUACCGUGACUGUUCCGACGUCAUACCGUCAUAUCAUGACUGUGUACCCCCGUCACACCGCCAUACCAUGA
This is a messenger RNA of Mizuhopecten yessoensis (Yesso scallop), 1728 nucleotides long. Its product is annotated as histidine-rich glycoprotein-like. The record is from RefSeq and is a predicted model, not a curated record. Bases 1 to 1728 code for a protein of 575 amino acids. The transcript has a single exon. Lineage: Eukaryota; Metazoa; Mollusca; Bivalvia; Pectinida; Pectinidae.